AUGACCUUGGAGGGACAUGGACCAUGGAAACAUUCCUUGCGGGAUCCUGAGGAGUACAAACAUAUUUCGUGCAUUUCCUAUUUUUCCGACGGUAAGCAAAUGAUCAGCGGAUCAGGCGAUAAGACCAUCCGGCAAUGGGACCUGCGGGAGGGUAAGGAGAUUGAGGAGGCUCGGGAGGUUAGUGAGCAUGGUAUAGUAGCAGUGAGGAUAUCGAGGGAUGGUCGAUGGGUUGUCUCUGCCAGUGAUGAGGAACUCAAAGUCAGUGAGGUUCAGACGGGGAUCGUGAGAACAUUUCACACUGGGGGUAUCACCUGCAUCGACAUCUCGGCGGACAGCACAUUGCUAGCGAGUGGGUCAUACAAUGGGACAGCGCGGAUAUGGAGCUUGGAUACAGGCAAACUUGUGUCUGGUCCAUUCAAGUUUAGCGAUGAUAUUCCUGGCUUAAGAGAACUUGGACUCUCAGGAGACUCUCGGAAGCUGGCGAUAGUUCAGAUAUCAGAUCGAGCACACUUCCACUGCCUCCAGGUGUGGGAUGUUCAAGCACAGAAGUUGGUUGUACAAAAGUCUAUCCCUAGCAUUUCGGAGUCGACGUACCCGGUUUUAUGGACAACAAAACACAAAACCAUUGUAACCAUAUUCCAGGACGACCUCACUACAAUCCACGAGUUUGACGCAUCGACACUUAAAACUGUCGGGGCUCCUUUCCAACACAUUUAUCGCAUCAUUAGUCUAGCACUCUCAUCUGAUUGUGUUCUUCUCGCCAGUUCUUCCUACGACAAUACCAUCAAGCUAUGGACCUUCGAAUCCCGCCAGCUCCUCGCUUCAUUCGACGUUGAAUCCCCCAGGACCCUCGUCCUCUCGCCCGAUUCCUGCCAACUGGCUUACUCGACCUUCCGUGACACCAAGAUCUACAUAUGUAACAUUCCAGCAAAUAUUCUUGCUACCAUUGAGCUUGCAGAAGAACCGCAACCUAAUACCAGUAGAUCUGAACGUCCAUCUUAUUCUUGUUUGCUCGACUUCGAUGCAACACGUCGUCCCGUGCGCCGUAAAUCAGUGAUAGUGCCUGUCAUGUCCCCCAUCCCUCGACCUUUACCUACCAGGGAUCCACAUAUUCAUCUCCGCUUUUUACGCAAGCUCUUUUCUUCCUCUUUUCGCACGGAUGCGGUUCGCGCUGAUCAGCCUCGUAAUCCCUUAGACUUCCCUGCUACAUCCCCUUUACCUCAUCCACUUAGGAUGACACCAGACAAAAACUCUCGUUCCAUACCAGCACCACCCACCAUCCAAUCCUCUGCCAUCAGCACUUCCCCAACCCUCUCAUCCCGCUUACAUCGACUAUCAACUUGGUGGCCCCUUCACACAGGUCCUGUGUCGCCGACUAUCGUCGAUGUCCCUCUCGCGCCGGGUAGACUGCGGUACGCCGCAGCGGGUGCUCCAAGGGAUGAUGAUAGCCUGAUACGUGACGAGGAUUAUGUUUCUCCUCCUCCUUCCCCCAAUCCCGGACAGCAUGGUCGGUUUUGUUUCUGCUUCUAAGCAAAUUCGAUCGUGUAUCUCGUUACUGUAAUCGUUGCUCGUUGUACAUAUGCGUUGUCCUCCCUACAUUUAUGUCAAAUUCAUCGUGAUUACUCCCCCU
Molecule: messenger RNA, 1630 nt
Organism: Suillus discolor
Lineage: Eukaryota; Fungi; Basidiomycota; Agaricomycetes; Boletales; Suillaceae
Exons: 6
Coding region: 1-1530 (509 amino acids)
Molecular function (GO): protein binding
Source: RefSeq, a predicted model, not a curated record